AUGAAGAUAAAGCAUCUGAAAGAUGAUGACAACUUUUCCGAUGUGUUUUGUGAAAACUCCAAGAAGCUUAUCAAUGUACAUUUGUUUGCCCUGGCUGCUAAGUAUUAUUCUUUGUCCAACCUUGGAGUGUGUACCCCAUUAGAAGACUUACUUGAAGCACUGAGAGGAGACAAUCAAGGAAAACCAGGUGUGAAAACUGAUGAGUUUAUGAAUAAUAAAAAAUCUCAUGAAGUGCAGGUGAUGUCAGAGCUGGUAGACACAAUAGCGAGUUAUUGUGAUAUAAAGCAGGUGAUUGAUAUAGGUUCUGGAAAAGGUUACCUGAGUUCAUUUUUGUCCAUGCAAUAUAACUUAAAAGUUUAUGGAAUUGACUCCUCAAACACCAACACUAAUGGUGCUCAUGAAAGGAACAGAAAAUUGAAGAAACACUGGAGAGCAUAUCAGAGUCGAGCAAGAGCAAACGUUGAAAGCCAGAGGUUGGAAAAGGCAAAUGACGGGCCAGUGCAAAGUGAAAUUAAGUGUGAAGCAGUCAGUGAAAAGCCCUUGAAUAAGAACAGCAGUCUUCAAUGUCAAGGCCAAGUGACUAUUCAGGAUUUAGUUCCUUCUUGUAAUUUCACAGAAAUAGCUACAUCUGGAACGAGCAAACAGACUGAAGUUGAUUUGGUGACUCGGACACAGUCUGAUGAGGACAAACUUUCUGAAGAGGCUCUUGCUGUUCUAAAUGUUCUGCCUGCUGAUGCUGUAGAACUUUUUUCUUCAUCUCGGUGUAACAAUGGGGAACUCUGUAAGGAGGAAAAGGCACAAAGAAAAAUGGCAUCUCUCAAGGCUCAGGCGAGCAAGUCAAGUGAAUCAAACCUGUAUCUUCCAUUGACCUGUUGCAUCACUGCAGAAACAGAACUCAGUGACAUCAUAACAGAUCUGGAGGACUGUAUGAUGGUGGGUCUACAUACAUGUGGUGAUCUCGCUGCAAAUACGCUACGAAUUUUUACUGCCAAGCCUGAAAUCAAAGCAGUUUGCAGUGUGGGCUGCUGCUAUCAUCUAUUAUCAGAACAGUUUGAAAACCAAGAAGAUCGCCCAGAUGAAGUGUGGGGAUUUCCCAUGUGUCAGUACUUGAAGGACAAGGGGUGGUGCUGUGGUCGCAAUGCGAGAAUGUCAGCAUGCUUGGCUUUGGAGCGAGUUGCAGUGGGCCAAAUCCUGCCCACAGAAUCAUUGUUUUACCGAGCUGUUCUUCAAGUUAUUAUAGAAGAAAUGUAUGGUGUCACCAAAAGUGAUCGACAUGUUGGAAAAACUUUCUCCAAAUCAUCCUCCUUCAUAGAUUAUGUCAGAAAGUCUCUGAAAAAGCUGGAAUUGGAUGAUUCAAAGCUCCCAGACAGCUGUAUAAUGGAUUACUAUGAAAAGUACAAGCACAGAAUGAAUGAGCUUGAAGCAUUUAAUAUGUUGAAGGUUGUUCUGGCUCCCUGCAUAGAAGUUUUGAUACUUCUGGAUCGUCUUUGUUACCUCAAGGAGCAGGACAACAUUGCCUGGUCUGGUCUUGUGAAGUUAUUUGAUCCUGUGAAAUCCCCCAGAUGCUAUGCAGUUAUUGCUCUGAAGAAACAGUCAUAUUUUUAA
Molecule: messenger RNA, 1605 nt
Organism: Tauraco erythrolophus (red-crested turaco)
Lineage: Eukaryota; Metazoa; Chordata; Aves; Musophagiformes; Musophagidae
Source: RefSeq, a predicted model, not a curated record